Messenger RNA from Rhodamnia argentea, 1121 nucleotides. RefSeq lists its product as uncharacterized. NCBI's taxonomy places the organism in Eukaryota, Viridiplantae, Streptophyta, Magnoliopsida, Myrtales, Myrtaceae. The record is from RefSeq and is a predicted model, not a curated record. The coding region runs from base 430 to 981 and encodes 183 amino acids. The transcript has a single exon.
ACAGGAACCGUCGGUCUCCACACACUCUCUCUCUCUCUCUCUCUCUCCUCCGUCCGAAUCAAUCUUCUUCCGUCCCACCCUUUCGCCGUUACGCGUGCUCGCUUGCUUCUCUGCGAUUUCGACAAUCUCCAUCACCGCCCUCUUGAAUUUCUCUCUCCGCCUCUCUCCGCUUCCGUCUCCGUGUGCUUUAGCUUGCCAUUCGCGAGAUCUGACGGCACCCGCGAAGAUCUCCAGCUGAAAUGUCCGACGUCUAGGGUUUUGGAUUUAGCCUCGCCCGCCGCUUUCCAAGGUUCCAGUUUCACCGAUUUCCCCGUUUCCGCUCGACCCUGAGGAUCUCCGAUUUCGGUUUUUGCGUUUCGGAGGGACCCUCGGAAUCGACCGAGCUUCGCUUGAUUGUGCGUUUCCGGCGCGCUCCGAUUCGGGAACGCGAUGUCACAAGGCUAUGCGAUCGAGCUCUACUUCGAUCCCGCGCUCGAGAACCAGGUCCUCAAGGCCUGGAACGUGCUCGCCCGCCGCCAAAUCAGCACUCAGCUCAUCGAGAUCGAAGCUCGCCCCCACAUCACCCUCUUCUCCACGCCCUUCGUCGAGCCCUCGAAGCUGGAGAGCGUGGUCCGGGCUUUCGCCGCGAAGCAAGAGCCCGUCCCUCUCUCCUUCUUCGCGGUCGGGAGCUUCCCCGUCGACAACAACGUCCUCUUCCUCGCGCCCAAGGCGAACAUGUCCCUCCUCCAGUUGCAUUCGCAGCUGUGCGACGCGAUGAAGAAGGAGGGCAUUGAAGUAGGGGAGGAGUAUCGCCCUGAAUCAUGGACCCCAUACUGCACGGUCGCACAGGACGUGCCGAAGACGCGGAUGGCCGAGGGAUUUUGUGUGUUGAGGGACUUGAAGUUGCCGGUGACUGGGUAUGGAGUGGAUAUUGGGUUGGUGGAGUUUUCACCUGUUAGGGAGUUGUUCUCUUUUGUGCUGGGUAACACUGUAGAAGCAUGAGAUUUUGAGAAUCAGUUGAUAUGAAGAUUUAAUUGCAUGUUCUUAUCUGAACAUGGUGCAUUUCUUUCUUAUUGGGUUUAUAACUCAUAUUGAUGGUGGUACUGAGAGAAUAGCCUCUCAGCCUUUUUCAUGCUUUUGAA